Saitoella complicata NRRL Y-17804 is the source of this 3801-nucleotide messenger RNA. RefSeq lists its product as uncharacterized. Gene Ontology annotation, molecular function: P-type ion transporter activity; ATP binding; ATP hydrolysis activity. Gene Ontology annotation, biological process: intracellular calcium ion homeostasis. Gene Ontology annotation, cellular component: endoplasmic reticulum membrane. The transcript is spliced from 2 exons. Bases 1 to 3801 code for a protein of 1266 amino acids. The record is from RefSeq and is a predicted model, not a curated record. NCBI's taxonomy places the organism in Eukaryota, Fungi, Ascomycota, Saitoellomycetes, Saitoellales, Saitoellaceae.
AUGCCAGGAGCGGCCCGCGCUGCCAAUAUUAUAUGGCCAUGGGCCGACUACGAGUACCGGUCGGUCAACCUUGUCGAUUCGCCGUCAAUCGUGUCGGCAUCGCUGCACAAUCCGCUUCCACGGUUGUCCCAUGCCUACAUCACCCCGUUCUUAGCGGUUUACCCAACCUAUAUCUAUUUCCGUUUGAAUCGUGACUGGUCACCCGAGCUCAACUUUGUCAUUCUCGGCAGCAUUAUCACCCUUCAGAGUUUGGUGUGGCUCAGUGGUCACUGGAGUGUCAAGAUCAAGGCACGCACCACUGCGACUAAGGCGAAGUCAUUGAAGGAUGCGAAGAGCAUUCUAGUAUACCCUGCGCCGAAUGAGGGCAAGGCGGAGAUGUGUGACCUCGUUCGCACGCAGUUCCCCGGUGAAGAUGUUGAGACGAGCUUCCUCUGGCAGAAGAAGCGAUUCAUUCUUGACGCCGACAAGAAGGUGUUCAGAGAGGUCGUCUUCCCUAUCGAUCAACAGCCUUUGUUGAAGUCGUUCCAGCAGUCUCAUGGAUUGCAGAGCAAGAGUGAUCUCGAGCAUGCGGAGCGCAAGUACGGUCUCAACCGUUUCGACAUUCCUAUCCCUACGUUCCAGGAGCUCUUCAAGGAGCACGCUGUUGCACCCUUCUUCGUCUUCCAGCUUUUCUGUGUCGGUCUUUGGCUGCUCGAUGAGUACUGGUACUACUCCCUCUUCACAUUGUUCAUGCUCGUUGUCUUCGAGUGCACUAUCGUCUUCCAACGUCAGCGCACCCUUAAUGAGUUCCGUUCCAUGUCUAUCAAGCCUUACGAUAUCUACGUCCGCCGCGAGAACAAGUGGGUCGAGACCAAGACUGACGAGCUCAUCCCUGGAGACCUUGUUUCUGUUGUUCGCACCAAGGAUGACAGUGGUGUUCCCUGUGAUAUGGUUUUGAUUUCUGGUACUGCUGUUGUCAACGAGGCUAUGCUUUCUGGUGAAUCUACGCCUCUUGUCAAGGAGUCUAUUGCUCUCAGGCCUUCUAAUGAAGUUAUCGACUUUGAGGGUAUGGACAAGAACGCCUUCCUUUGGGGAGGAACGAAGGUCUUGCAGGUUACUCCGUCCGUUUCGAAGGCUCAGGAGAACGUUCCCGGUGCUUUGGACAUCUCUGGUGCCCCUGAUAAUGGCGCUCUUGCUGUUGUUACCCGUACUGGUUUCGAGACGUCUCAGGGAUCUCUCGUUCGUACCAUGAUCUACUCCACGGAGCGUGUUUCUGCCAACAACGCCGAAGCGCUGUAUUUCAUUCUCUUCUUGUUGGUCUUCGCCAUCGCUGCUUCAUGGUAUGUCUGGCAGGAGGGUGUCAAGCAGAACCGCAAGCAGAGCAAGUUGAUGCUUGACUGUGUUCUCAUUGUUACUUCCGUUGUCCCUCCUGAGCUCCCUAUGGAGUUGUCCAUGGCUGUGAACUCUUCCCUGGCUGCUUUGAGCAAGUACUACAUCUACUGUACCGAGCCUUUCCGCAUUCCUUUCGCUGGUCGUGUUGAUGUUUGCUGUUUCGACAAGACUGGUACCCUUACCACCGAGGACCUCGUCGUUGAGGGUGUUGCCGGACUCAAGGUCGAUGCUCCCAAGGAGAUGGCUCAGGUCAAGGAUGCCACGGAUGCUUCUACUUUGGUUCUUGCUACGGCUCAUGCUCUGGUUAAGCUCGAGGAUGGCGAAAUCGUGGGUGACCCGAUGGAGAAGGCAACUCUCGAGGCUCUUGACUGGACGCUUGGAAAGAACGGUGCUUUGGUUCCUGCUUCCACUUCCGCUCAUGCCCGCACCCAGAUCUCCAUCCGUCGUCGUUUCCAGUUCUCUAGUGCCUUGAAGAGGCAGAGUACUAUUUCCUCCUUGGUCCUUCCCAAUGGCAAGAAGUCUACUUUGAUCUCCGUCAAGGGUGCCCCUGAAACUAUUCGCAAGAUGCUUGUUAAUGUUCCUGCCGGAUACGAGGAUACCUACAAGCACUUUACCCGCAAGGGUAGCAGAGUGUUGGCCUUGGGUUACAAGUACACUAGCGAGAAUUUGAGUCUGGAUAAGAUUAACGGCUUGGUUCGUGAGGAAGUUGAGGGCAGUCUCGAGUUUGCCGGUUUCUUGAUUUUCCACUGUCCUCUCAAGGAUGAUGCCAAGGAUACUGUUAAAAUGCUUAACGAAUCUAGUCACCGUUGCGUCAUGAUUACCGGUGACAACCCUUUGACCGCUGUGCACGUCGCUAAGGAGGUCGAGAUUGUUGAACGUGAAGUCUUGAUCUUGGAUGCACCUGAAGACCCCACGAGUGCUCACGAGCUCGAAUGGCGUACCAUCGACGAGGCUACCGUUAUCCCCAUGAAGCCUUCGGAUGCAUUCGAUAUGAACCUCCUCAACAGCUACGACCUCUGUGUUACCGGCUUUGCUUUGGCAAAGUUCGAGGGUCGUCAGGACAUCAUCGAGCUCAUCAAGCGUACCUGGGUUUGGGCCCGUGUUUCCCCUAAGCAGAAGGAGUUCAUCCUUGUCAGCCUCAAGGAAGCCGGGUACUACACUCUCAUGGCAGGUGACGGAACCAACGAUGUCGGAGCCCUCAAGCAGGCCCACAUCGGUGUUGCGCUCCUCAACGGUACUGAAGACGACUUGAAGAAGAUAGCCCAGCACGCUCAGACUGAGCGCAUGAAGGGAGUCUACGAGAAGCAGAAGUCGAUCUCUGCUAGGUUUAACGCGCCUCCCCCACCCGUGCCCCCGGCUUUGGCUCACCUCUACCCUCCCGGCCCUCAAAACCCUCAUAGGGAGAAGGCUCUGGAUAUGGCACAGAAGACCCUCGAGAAGUUGGGCGAGACCACCAAGGGCAACGGUGUCGAGGCGCCUAGGGAGUUGACCCCGCAGGAAAAGCAGGCACAGAAGAGCGCUGAGUUGGCGAACAAGAUGUUCAGUGCUAUGCAGUCUAUGGAGGAUAUGGAAGACGACGCGCCUACGAUCAAGCUCGGUGAUGCUAGUGUCGCUGCGCCGUUCACGUCUAAGUUGACCAACGUCAUGGCUAUCGCGAACAUCAUCCGUCAGGGACGUUGUACCCUCGUCGCCACCAUUCAGAUGUACAAGAUCUUGGCGCUUAACUGUUUGAUUUCGGCGUACUCCCUCUCUGUCCUCUACCUCGAUGGUAUCAAGUUCGGUGAUGGUCAGGUUACUAUCUCUGGAAUGUUGAUGUCUGUCUGCUUCCUCUGUAUUUCGAAGGCUAAGCCCGUCGAGAAGCUUUCCAAGGAGCGUCCUCAGCCGAAUAUUUUCAACAUGUACAUCAUCGGGUCUAUCUUGUUGCAGUUUGCCGUUCACGUUGCUUCUCUGAUCUACAUCGACCGCGUCGUCGGAACCUAUGAGAAGAAGGAGAUCAACGUCGAUCUCGAGGCCGAGUUCUCUCCGAGCUUGUUGAACAGUGCUAUCUACUUGAUCCAGCUCUCUCAGCAGGUCUCCACCUUCGUCGUCAACUACCAAGGCCGUCCCUUCCGCGAGUCCAUCCGUGAGAACAGGGCUUUGUACUGGGGUCUCCUCUCCGUCUCCUUCAUAGCUUUCUCCUGCGCCACCGAGUUCGUCCCCGAAAUCAACGAGAAACUCCGCCUUGUCAAGUUCGAGGAUGCAUUCAAGAUGACACUUACCCUCGUCAUGGCCGCGGACUUUGUGUUGUGUUAUGUGAUCGAGCAGGUGUUUAAGGCGUUGUUUGCUGACAAUAAGCCGAAGGAUAUUACGCUGCCGAAGAGUGGAAAGAGGGUUGAUGUGCCUUCGCAGUUUGCGAAGGGGAAUCUUGAGGGGAAGUACCUGGAAAAGUAG